UCAUAGGAAUAUGGAAUGUUUAAGUAUUUUUCUUUUUAUAUUUGGAUUUAUCUCAAUCGUCGAAUCCCAGAUUCGUCAAGCUGCUGAUAAUGAACUGUACGAAGUAUUUGCAAGAUCGGGCGAUGUAUUCCUGAGUGGAGAAUUAACCCCUUCCAGUGUCCAGAGGUCUGGUGUUACUUUCCUGUUUAGUGGACAGGAUUUUGUUGCAGGGACACAGUUUGCAGUGUAUAUAGAUUUUAAUGUAAAUCAAGUUAUCAUCAGAUCGUCUUCACGAGCUGUUGGCGAUGAUUCCUUGACAUUCCAAACACCAUUGCUGAAAACUACUGAUGGAAUUAAGAUGAUCGUUCAUUUUCACAAUCUUUUUCGACGGCGAAAUGUUGCUGAUCUCUACGUAAAUUGUGUGCGUCAAGGUCAAACCAGGUCAAAAUUACCAUUUAAAGCAAUGUUGUAUGGUAAACAAAAAAUUAAGAAACAAGAUGAAUUUAACUUCUACUGGAAUGCAGACAUUCACACGAUGUUAAAGAGACAGCACUGUAAUACACAACAACCAUCGUUCACAAGACCGUCCCAAAGACCAUUUUUGCCACUUCCAAAAUCCCAACAACGUUCACCACACGUAAUAACUGUACCAGAAAAGGGAAGAAUUCCGAUUAAAGGGCAACAGAAUGUAGUUUCUAACGUAAUACCUGCCAGUGAAUUUAGGGGAGUGGAAAUCAAUGUAGUCAAAGGUCCAGAUAAACAGACAAAUGGCGGUCAUGGUUAUAAGACAGACACGGAAACUGUCAAUCAUUUUCAGGACGUCAACAAUCUGCUGACAGAGGCUUUGAAAGAAUUGACGACUUCAGUGAAGUCGCUACAAGAGGAAAUUAAAAAACAGGCAGCUGAAACGCGAUCUCUUCGGGAAAGUAUUAACAAAUGUGAUAUGUGUACUGUACUGUCAGAGCGAGCUCCAAGGGACCAGCUUACUUUAAAGAAGUUAACAUGUGCUGAUAAUCCAUGCUCUAAAGAAGUGUCCUGUAGAAACACCAAGAGAGGGUUUAAAUGCGGAAAAUGUCCUCCUGGUUUCAAAGGAAACGGUAAAAAGUGUGUACUGCGGCCUAACUGUAAACUGCAGCCUUGUUUUAAAGGUGUCACAUGCACAAAUACCAGGAAAGGCUAUAAAUGUGGAAAAUGCCCAUCUGGGAUGGAAGGCGAUGGAACAAAGAACGGGUGCAAAUUACCUGAAAUAAAAUGUGACAAAAAUCCAUGUUUUGAAAAUGUAUCUUGUACAGAUACAAAAUCAGGACAUACAUGUGGGCACUGCCCCGUCGGGUUUUCCGGGAAUGGAAGCAAAGAUGGAUGCAAAAAAAUAAUCAUUGGUUGUAAUACAAAUCCAUGCUUUGAGGGAGUUCUGUGCAAGGACACAAAGACUGGAUAUGAAUGCAGUCCUUGCCCAGAAGGAAUGAUAGGUAACGGUGAAAGGAAUGGAUGCAAGCCAUCGUGUAAUUCAGAUCCUUGUUAUGACGGGGUAGAAUGCUCUGAAACAGAGACUGGAUUUACAUGUGGUACAUGCCCGUCUGGUAAAACCGGAACUGGUUUGAAAAAUGAAUGUACCACAAUAAUUAUUACUUGCUCGUCUCUGCCAUGUUUUGAAGGAUCAGUGUGUACAAAUACAGAGGAUGGUUACCAGUGCGGCCCAUGUCCAAGUGGGAUGACUGGGAACGGGACAGUGGAUGGCUGUAUUUCACUUCCUGUUACUUGCAGUUCCAGUCCUUGUUUCCCUGAUGUAACAUGCGAGGAUAUCAUAGAUGGAUAUGUUUGUGGGAACUGCCCGCCAGGUUUCGAAGGAAAUGGUACCCACUGUUCAGACAUAGAUGAGUGUGAACUGUCCAAUCCAUGCAGCAAUAUGUCCAGUUGUGUCAACUUGGAACCAGGAUUCCGUUGUACAGAGUGCCCAUCUGGUUAUACUGGGUCCACUGUGAAAGGAGUUGGAUUAAACGACACCACAACAAAACAGAUAUGUUCAGAUUUUGACGAAUGCAGUAUCGAUAAUGGUGGAUGUGUAAACUUUUCUGUGUGUCAAAAUACUGUUGGCUCAUUUAUAUGUGGACCUUGUAUUGAUGGUUACUAUGGAAACCAGACGGAUGGCUGUAAGAAACUUGGAACAAAAUGUCCUGACCAGGAAUCUGAAUGUGAUAUCAAUGCCAGAUGUAUAAAACACCAACGUAAAGCAGGAUUCUUCUGUCAAUGUAAUAUUGGUUUCGCUGGUGAUGGAUACAUAUGUGGAGACGAUUUUGACAUUGACGGUGUUCCAGACAAACCACUUGAUUGUUCUGGCUCUAGAUGUUUACGGGACAACUGUCGUGUAAUUCCAAACAGUGGACAAGAAGAUACGGACAUGGACGGUGUAGGUGAUGCUUGUGAUGAUGAUAUAGAUAAUGACGGGAUACCAAAUUCACCAGAUAAUUGUGAAUUUGUUGUGAACCCUGACCAAGAACACAUAGGAAAUGACGAAGAUAAAUACGGCGAUGCAUGUGACAACUGUCCUUCUCUGUCUAAUCCAGAUCAGAUAGAUACUGAUCAGGACGGUUACGGUGAUGCCUGCGAUUCUGAUAUAGACAAUGAUGGUAUAAUAAACGAAGGUGAUAAUUGUGAGAAAGUGUACAAUCCUGACCAGAAUGACACCGAUAGUGAUGGCGUUGGGGAUGCUUGUGACAAUUGUCUAGAUAUACCAAAUUACCAACAGUUAGAUGACGAUAACGACGGUAUCGGAAAUGAGUGUGAUUCGAACAUUGAUCUUGACAUCGAUGGUAUACAGGAUGACCGUGAUAAUUGUCUGAAUCAAGCCAACUCAGACCAAAUUGAUACCGAUAAAGAUGGAGUAGGCGAUGCUUGCGACGAUGAUGACGACGGCGAUACCAUUCUCGAUGACAUCGAUAACUGUCCAUUAGUGUUCAAUAUCAACCAGACCGACACUAAUGGUGAUGGGUAUGGAGAUGCUUGUCAGUUUGAUAGUGACGGAGAUGGCUACCCGGAUGAUGAAGAUGUUUGUCCUCACAACGCCGGAGUUUUUGCGACUGAUUUCCGGUCGUACCGUACUGUUACACUGGAUCCAGUUGGAGAUUCACAAAUAGAUGCUAAAUGGGUUAUAUUGCAUGGCGGUGCUGAAAUUUACCAGGUUAUGAAUAGUGACCCUGGUGUAGCUAUUGGUGAGGCCACGUUUGGUGGGGUAGAUUUUAGUGCCACAUUCUUCAUAAACUCUGGAGUAGACGAUGACUAUGCAGGGUUUAUCUUCAGUUACCAGGACAGUUCUAGUUUCUACGUUGUCAUGUGGAAAAAGUCCCAGCAAACCUACUGGCAUGCUACUCCUUUCAGAGCCGUAGCACAGCCGGGAAUUCAGUUAAAAGUUGUUAAAUCUCUGACGGGACCUGGAGAAGACCUCCGAAAUGCUUUGUGGCAUACUGGUGACACGGAAAAUCAGGUACGAUUAUUAUGGCAGGAUCCAAUGAAUGUUGGAUGGAAGGAUAAGACAGCAUAUAGGAUGGAACUGAUUCACAGACCUAACCAUGGACUGAUCAGAGUUCAGUUUUUUGAAGGAACAGACCUUAUAGCAGAUUCUGGUAAUGUCAUUGAUACAACUUUACUUGGUGGAAAACUAGGUGUUUUCUGUUUUUCACAAGAAAAAGUCAUAUUUUCAAACCUGUUAUACAGAUGCAAUGACUUUGUACCAGAGGGACUAUUGGAUGAAGACUACAGUUUUAAUGGAACAGAAAUACACAGCAAAACACGAAGAUAAAUUAAGAUGCAAAAAAAAAAUUGGGCUCACCGAUAUCGUCAGGCUUGCAACCAGUUACCUUUUGCAGCUAAUGAAGACAUAUAUUCUUUCUCAGGUUCCAUGAAAAUUGAAAAUAUCUGAAAUAUCAUUAAGUUCUUUUUGUUCAAAAUUGCUAUGAUCAUAAAGCUUAAGAAUAUAAAAGUUUUAGUUGUGUAAAAUGUGGCAGUUAAGAUUAAAAAAUAUCAUUUUA
Messenger RNA from Mytilus californianus (California mussel), 4004 nucleotides. RefSeq names its product cartilage oligomeric matrix protein-like. NCBI's taxonomy places the organism in Eukaryota, Metazoa, Mollusca, Bivalvia, Mytilida, Mytilidae. Gene Ontology annotation, cellular component: extracellular region. The transcript is spliced from 24 exons. The record is from RefSeq and is a predicted model, not a curated record. Bases 11 to 3775 code for a protein of 1254 amino acids. Gene Ontology annotation, biological process: cell adhesion. Gene Ontology annotation, molecular function: calcium ion binding.